AUGGACAAAAAGCAAUACUCAAAAUCAACUGCUAGUGGAUUUUCUUCAUCGUCCACAACAAAUAAACCAAAGAAAACAUCAUCAUCAUCAUCAACAGCAGCAUCAGUAUCAACAUCAACAAUGGGCAACAAGCAAUAUUCAAAAUCAACUGCUAGUGGAUCUUCUUCAUCGUCUACAACAAAUAAACCAAAGAAAACAUCAUCAUCAUCAUCAUCAACAGCAGCAUCAGUGUCAACAAUGGGCAGAAGUGCUGCGCUUCCUCAACCUGCUCGUCGAAUUAUUCAGAAUUUUCUUCUAGUCUGGCUCGAUGCCAAUGUUGACGAGUCAAAAGAAGAUUUUCAAACUUCGUUAAAACAUUUACGACGAAUUGUAGCAUCCAUUACCACAUUCACCGAUGCUCAACAAUGUUUCGAUUAUCUUAGUGGUAUUACAAAGGAAAAGGCAUUUAUGAUCGUAUCGGGUUCACUUGGACAAAAAAUAGUACCAGAAAUGGAAACCAUGCCACAAUUAGAAUCCGUAUACGUUUUUUGUGGUAAUCAAUCUUACCACGAACAAUGGGCCAAUAAGAUACCGAAGAUCAAAGGUGUAUACACAAAAAUCGAACCAAUUUGUAAAGCCUUAGAAAUUGAUCGACAACGAUGUGAUCAAGCUAUGAUCUCGAUCAGUUUCAAUGGUCUUGAUGCAUUGUUUAUGUACACACAACUUUUGAAGGAAGCAGUCUUAGAAAUCGAAGAUGACGAUGCCAAAUCGAUUAAAGAUCUCGUAGAAUACUGUCGUCUUCAAAAUGAUAUUGAUGAUGAUGAAAUUAAAAAGGUACAACGUGAAUAUCGUGAUCAUACACCGAUUUGGUGGUAUACGGCUCCUUAUUUCAUGUACUCAAUGCUUAAUCGUGGCCUUCGACAAAUGGAUGUCGACAUUAUUCUUAAAAUGGGCUUUUUCAUUCACCAUCUACAUCAACAUAUUACAGACUUACAUCGCGAACAGCAAAGUAGCAAAGCAGCCAUGCCAUCAAAAUUUCAAGUUUUUCGUGGUCAAGGCUUAUCCAUGGAAUCCUUUGAAAAAAUGAAGAAAACCAAAGGUGGACUUAUGUCGUUUAAUAAUUUCUUAUCGACAAGUCGUAAUCGUGAGAUUUCUUUCAAAACCUUUGCACGAGCGGCAGCAUUCGAUGCGGAUUCAGUUGGCAUUCUCUUCAUUAUGAACAUCGAUACGGCCAUUUGCACAGCAUCAUCGACACCUUUCGUCAACGUAAAAGAUAUUGGCUUCUUCGACGAUAAAGAAGAAGAAAUUCUUUUCUCCACUCAUACAAUUUUUCGUAUCGAUCGUAUAGAACAUAUUGAAGACAAGCAUACAGAUCGUCUCUGGCAAGUGAAUCUCACCCUCGCUGGUAAUCAAGAUGAUGAUUUUAACAAACUUACAGCACAUUUACGCAAAGAGCAUAGUUGGGCCACAGGUUGGGCUCGCCUAGGCCACAUACUUAUUAAGUUGGGUGAGCCUGCGAAAGCAGAACAACUUUAUAAGACUCUCCUCGAAACGGCGUCUUCUGAUAAGCAAAAAUCAGAUUACAAUCAUUACCUUGGUUGGUUGUAUAAUGAUAUGGGCGAAUACUCAAAAGCAAUUAUAUUUCACGAAAAAUCACUCAAAAUCAAAGAAAACGCCACUCCUCAAAAUCUUCCCGACUUGGCUGCUUCCUACAACAACAUCGGUAAUGUGUAUAAAAACAUGGGCGAGUGCUCGAAAGCACUUUCAUCGUACGAACGAUCACUUGAAAUCAAAAAAAUAGCUCUCCCUCCGAAUCAUCCCGACUUGGCUGCUUCCUACCUCAACAUCGGUUCGGUGUAUAAAAAUAUGGGCGAGUACUCGAAAGCACUUUCAUCAUAUGAACGAUCACUUGAAAUCCAAAAAAUAGCUCUCCCUCCGAAUCAUCCCGACUUGGCUACUUCCUACCUCGGCAUCGGUAAUGCGUAUAGAAACAUGGGCGAGUACUCGAAAGCACUUUCAUCGUAUGAUCGAUCACUUGAAAUCCGAAAAAUAGCUCUCCCUCCGAAUCAUCCCGACUUGGCUGGUUCCUACCUCGGCAUCGGUAAUGCGUAUGGAGACAUGGGCGAGUACUCGAAAGCACUUUCAUCGUACGAACGAUCAUUUGAUAUCCACGAGAAAGUUCUCCCUCCGAAUCAUCCCGACUUGGCUUACUCUUACAACGGUAUCGGUGCAGUGUAUUAUAACAUGGGCAAGUACUCGAAAGCACUUUCAUAUUACGAAAAGGCGCAAGACAUCUGGAAAAAAUCACUGCCUUCAAAUCAUCCACAUAUUGCACUUGUGAAAAGUAACAUUGACGAUGUGAAAAAGAAAAUAUAA
Rotaria sordida is the source of this 2355-nucleotide messenger RNA. The record is from the annotation of a GenBank genome assembly. Lineage: Eukaryota; Metazoa; Rotifera; Eurotatoria; Philodinida; Philodinidae.